Messenger RNA from Lottia gigantea (owl limpet), 3129 nucleotides. RefSeq lists its product as hypothetical. The transcript is spliced from 25 exons. Gene Ontology annotation, biological process: sister chromatid cohesion. The annotation marks the transcript as partial. Gene Ontology annotation, molecular function: chromatin binding. Lineage: Eukaryota; Metazoa; Mollusca; Gastropoda; Lottiidae. The record is from RefSeq and is a predicted model, not a curated record. Gene Ontology annotation, cellular component: cohesin complex; nucleus; chromatin.
GAAGGGGAUGGAAGUUUGUUUGAUAUUGUGAGACUAGGUCGUGCAUCAUUACAGGCUGUAGUAGAUGAUUGGAUAGAGACCUAUAAAGCUAAUAGAGAUACAGCCCUAUUAGAAUUGAUUCAGUUUUUUAUACAAUGUUCUGGUUGUAAAGGAAAGAUUACACCUUAUAUGUAUGGUAACAUGGAACAUGCGGAAAUUAUCAGAAAAAUGACUGAAGAAUUUGAUGAAGAAAGUGGUGAUUAUCCAUUUAUCAGUAGUGGACCACAGUGGAAGAAAUUUAAAACUAAUUUCUGUGAAUUUGUACAAGUAUUGGUGCGACAGUGUCAAUAUAGUAUCAUUUAUGAUCAAUAUAUGAUGGACAAUAUUAUCUCAUUAUUAACUGGUCUCACUGAUUCACAAGUACGAGCUUUUAGACACACUAGUACUAUGGCUGCUAUGAAGUUAAUGACAGCUCUAGUAGAUGUAGCUUUAAAUCUGAGUAUUAACUUAGAUAAUACACAGAGACAGUAUGAAGCUGAAAGAGCUAAACAACAAAAUAAACGAGCUAGUGAAAGAUUAGAAUUAUUGAUGACUAAAAGACAAGAGCUGGAAGAGAAUCAAGCUGAAAUUAGAAACAUGUUGACCUAUAUAUUUAAAGGUGUAUUUGUCCAUAGAUACAGAGAUACACAGCCAGAGAUCCGUAAGAUAUGUAUGGGAGAAAUUGGUGUUUGGAUGAAAAAAUACCCUAAUAUGUUUUUAGAUGACAGUUAUCUUAAAUAUGUUGGUUGGACCAUGUAUGAUAAAGGUGGUGAUGUAAGAUUAUGUUGUUUAAAAACUCUCUCCCCAUUAUACUAUUCUAAUGACUUAUCACCUAAAUUAGAAUUAUUUACCAACAGAUUCAAGGAUAGAAUAGUUGAGAUGACAUUAGAUAAAGAAUAUGAAGUGGCAGUAGCUGCUGUUAAACUAGCCUGUAGUAUCUUGAAGUUCAGUGAUAAUGUAUUGGCUGAUAAAGAUUGUGAAAAUGUAUAUGAAUUGGUCUAUUCAUCACAUCGUCAAGUAGCUCAAGCUGCUGGUGAUUUUCUCAAUACCAAGUUAUUUAGUCGAGAUGAAGAGGAAAAUAAACAUCUCAAAUCAUUGAAAGGAAAGAAAUUAAGUCCUAAUACACCUUUAAUUAGAGAUCUAGUUCAAUUCUUUAUUGAAAGUGAGUUACAUGAACAUGGUGCCUAUUUAGUGGACAGUUUGUGGGAAAUCAAUGAAAUGAUGAAGGAUUGGGAAUGUAUGACAGAUUUAUUAUUAGAAGAUCCUUGUAAAGGAGAAGAGCCACUAGAUGAUCGUCAAGAAACCAGUUUAAUAGAAAUAAUGGUAUGUUGUGUUAAACAGGCUGCUACUGGUGAAUCACCUGUUGGUAGAGGUCCUACUAAUAAACGAUUAACAGCUAAAGAACAGAAACAAGUAUCAGAAGAUAAAACAAAAUUAACAGAACAUUUUAUUGUUACAUUACCACAAUUACUUCUCAAGUAUUUGAUGGAUGCAGAGAAAGUAGCUAACUUAUUACAAAUUCCACAAUAUUUUGAAUUAGAAAUUUAUACAUCUAGUCGUCAAGAAAAGCAUUUAGAUUCAUUGUUACGUUAUUUACAUGAAAUAGUUGAGAAACAUACAGAUACUGAGGUGUUAGAAGCAGCAUCUAAGUGUUUUGAAGCAUUAUGUAAUGAAGAAUAUGCUAUAGCUGGUAAAUGUGAUGUAGCUAGAAAGACACUAAUAGAUAGUUUAGUUGUUAAAUAUAGAGAGGCUAUGCAAGAUUUCUUUACUGAAGGUGAUGAGCCAGAUGAUGAUGAAGCCUUUGCUCUAUUGGCCAGUUUAAAACGUAUCCAUGCAUUUUACUCGUGUCAUGAUUUAGGAAACUGGGAUCUAUGGGAUGAUUUGUUUCAUAUUAUAAGAUGUGCUAAUGAGAAUUCAGCUAUUCCAGAAGAGAUUAUAACAAGAGCUGUAGCAUCAUGUUCUAGUGCUUUAUUAUGGUAUUUUAAUAAAAUAGAUGAUAAAAACCCUGAUAAGGAUAAAUUAAGAUAUAUCAAGAAAAGAUUAAAUAAUUUAAUGAGACAUUGUAGUAAUCUUCUCUUACAUCAAUUAGAUAAAGUUGUUGAAGAGGCCUAUAUUACUAUUUGUGAUCUGUUAAUUGUGUUCAGUAAAAAUCUAUGUGAUACCAAUCCUGAAUUAAAAACAUUAGUAUUUGAACCAGAUAAGAACCUACAGAAUGAACUAAGUAAUUUUCUAUCAGAGAAAGUUUUUGUUGAAGAUGAUGAUGGUAAUCUUUAUGUUAUUUUAAAAACAGAGGAUGUAGAUGAAAAUGUUAAGAUAGAAGAAUUACAUAAAAGAAGGAAUUUUUUGGCUAGUUUCUGUAAAUUAGUGGUGUUUAAUGUUAUCAAUAUCCGAACUGGUGCUAAUAUGUUUAAACAUUAUAUGAAGUUCUACAAUGAUUAUGGUGAUAUUAUUAAAGCUACACUGAGUAAAUCAAGAGAAAUCAACAAAGUGAUGACAGCUAAAACAUUAGCUUUAAGUCUUACACAGUUAUAUAAAGAGUUACAGAAUGAACAAGGUGUUAUAGAAAGGUCAUCUGAUGUCUUCCAAUCAAUCAAGGAAUUAUCAAGAAGAUUUGCCUUGUCAUUUGGUUUGGAUCAGGUGAAGAAUAGAGAGGCUGUGGCAGCCAUGCACAAAGAAGGUAUUAUGUUCAGUGUACAAGCUAAUGAAAGAGAUCCUGAAGGUGUACCACCCAAUUUACCUUUCUUAGAAGUACUGUGUGAAUUUACCAAUAAACUGAUGAAACAAGACAAGAAAGUUGUGCUGGCCUAUUUAGAUAACCAUAUACCAGGUGGUUUAACAGGUGCUAGAGGUGAAGAAUGGCAGCCCUAUUAUACCUAUAGAAAUAGUUUAACACAAGGAGAGGGAGAAAUCAAUCCUAUUACAUUAAAACAAGCUACACAGAAACGAUUUGGGAAGAGGAAGGCUGAUAGUAAGUUUACUUUAUUUGUCAAGGUUUAUAGUUGUCUUGUAAGUGCUCAAUUUCACUUUCCUAUAGAACUUUUUACAGAGAAAAACAUAUUGUUCCUUCAAUGGAAUCAAAUUCUCCCAAAAUGUUUCCCCUUCAUGUUUUAG